Geodia barretti is the source of this 2570-nucleotide messenger RNA. Lineage: Eukaryota; Metazoa; Porifera; Demospongiae; Tetractinellida; Geodiidae. The record is from the annotation of a GenBank genome assembly.
UAAGAUCUGACAUAGUCUCGGACCUUCCUCUCGAAGGCCCUCCUAUUAAUGUUGUGCUGUUCGGCUGCCGGUACAUUCAGAGGGUCCUCGAAAUCACACAAGUCGGUAAACAGUGCAUUCAGUCCCCAAAUCACGUCUUUGAGACUCCGCGUGGGCAGCCAGCCAGUGCCGUCCAUAGUGUGUUCUCGCAGUAUACUCAGACAUAUCUUCCCUUCUUCUGUUAUGUUGGGGUGCCAUAGUUUUGUAAGACACACUACUUUGGGCGGCUUUAUGUUGUACUCGGGAGGGAUCUCUAUUUCAAAUGUGAACUUCCCGCCUUUCCAGUAGCCCUCCUCGGGGGAGAUGUAGAGAGUGAAACGUCUCAAGUCGUCUACGUUACCGAAACUGACGGAGCACGUCUUCGGCAUGCAGGAUUGGAUCUCGGAGACCUCUCGCGUCAGGAAACGGCUCCUGACUGACAUUUGUUUGCUCAGAGACGGAGGAUUGGUGGUCUGCGGGCCUUCUUCUCCGCUUCCUCCUUUCGCUUCUGCUGUAGCUUGAACAUUAUUACUGUUCUCGGUGUCUCGUUGUUUGUGUUAAAAAUUUCUCGGUAACACACCCUGACCCACGCAUAAAUAGAGAAACGAUAAUUAUUACGGAACGCACGACUCUGCAAGCGUUCCGUUUCUACUCACCAGCGACAAUUGCUUGCUUGAGCGCUAGCAAAGAAGAGAAGAGGAGAAAGCGACUUGUUCGACGUAGCCGUCAUGGCGGCCCUGAAAGAUAUAGUGGCUAAACGGUUUCUGGACGACAUUCUGGGCUCCGUGUGCAAGCCAGGGCAAUGGAAGGUGUUGGUGUUAGACCAUCUGAGUACUCGGAUAAUGUCAGCCUGUUGCAAGAUGCAAGACGUCAUGACCAAAGGAGUCACUCUUGUUGAAUCUCUGGACAAGUCUCGUCAGCCACUGGCUCACAUGGAGGCUAUCUACAUCCUUGUCCCGUCUGAGAAGACUGUUGCCAAGUUGAUUGGUGAUUUCGAAGGGGCCCCCACCUACAAAACUGCCCACGUCUUCUUCCUCGAGAAGUGCUCGACUAGCCUCUUCUCUAAACUUGGCUCGAGCAAGGCGGCUAAAAGGAUUGUGUCUCUGCAGGAGGCAAACAUGGCCUUUCUGCCGUACGAGAGCAAGGUGUUCACUCUUGAUUACACCGACAUUUUCGAAGACUUCUACUCACGGGACAGAGUCAGCGCUGGACACGUGUGCGAGAGGAUCGCCGACCAGUUGGCGACCGUGUGUGCCAUGAUGGGGGAGUACCCCUCCGUCCGAUAUCGCAGUGAGGUGAGCAGGACAGCAGAAAUAGCCGAGGCCCUACAGAACAGACUGGACGCCUACAAAGCCGAGAAGAGAGAACUUGGCAGCGCUCCGGAGAAAGCAAAGUCCCAGCUCAUUAUUCUGGACCGAGGGUUUGACGUGACCACACCCCUCAUCCAUGAGCUGACGUACCAGGCCAUGGUUUACGACCUCCUGUCCAUCAAGAGCGACGUAUACUCGUUCAGUGCUACUACAAUGGCUGGAGACCAGAAAAAGAAAGAUGCGAUUCUUGAUGAGAACGAUGCCAUUUGGGUACGACUGCGGCAUCAGCACAUUGCAGAUGUCUCAAAAGAAGUGUCAGAGCAGUUUCAGCAGUUUGCUACCAAGAAGAAGCUGAAACAUGCUGGAGAUCCUGAUAUUUCCAUCAAGGACCUGGCUCGCCAUAUCAAGCAAGUUCCUCAGUACCAGAAGGAGCUGAGUGGAUAUUCUCUCCACAUCCAUCUGGUUGACAGUUGUCUCCGGAAGUUCCGUGGAGGAAUCAACAAACUCUGCAAGGUGGAACAGGACAUGGCGAUGGGUACGGAUGCCCAGGGAGACCCGGUCACCGACCCUCUCAGAGAUAUGAUGCCCUGCCUCUUUGACAGGAACAUACAAGUGUACGACAAGAUGAGGUUACUGAUGCUCUAUAUCAUCUUCAAAGGAGGAGUGAGUCGGGAAGACUUUAUGAAGCUGAUGCAGCACUCGGAGAUCCCAGGGCCUGAGAGAGCUGUUCUGAUGAAUCUGAUGCACUUUGGAACUACCAUCAUCACUGAGGAACGUGUGAAGGAGGCCAAGCACAAGCUGAAGCGUAUCGACCGAGUGGGAGAAAACUAUGAGCUGUCCCGCUGGGUCCCACUAGUCAAGGACGUUGCCGAGCAUGCAGUCAAUGGCCGACUGGACGAGAGCUAUGCCCCCUUCAUCCGGAAGCCUCGUUCAAGUUCCAGCAGUGCCAGUGGGUGGAGCUCCGGGACCUCGGCCAGCUCGGCGGCUGGGAUCACCACGACCAGCGUCCGUCAGCGGUGGAACUGGAUCCCCACCCAGAGGGGCGGAGGGGUUGACAAGGAGGCGGGGCCAACCAUAAUGAUAUUCAUUGUGGGAGGGAUGACCUACUCUGAGAUGAGGGCCAUCUACGAGAUCUCCAAGACCACCUCUGACUGCGAGGUCAUCAUUGGAGCAACGCAUGUGCUCACUCCAAAUUCGUUUCUCGGGCAACUGAAGAAGCUGAGGCCACUCGUCAGCACCUGA